GUUCCUUUGAUCAGAUGACUUCGAAAAUACAUAGGAAAUAUGGCGUGUGGAGGAUGAUUUCCUGUAGACCGUAGUAGGAAAUAUAAAGUAAUAGAUUUGGAACAAUAAUUACAGAGACCAGCUCUGCUGCGCAAAGCACAAGGAUCUUAGUAUACCCCAGCCUUGUCAUGGAGCACAUUACCACCCCAAAGGUAGAACAAGUAAAGUUAUUGGACAGAUACACCUCUAAGAAGCCAGCAGUGGGCACACUUUAUCUGACAGCGACACAUCUGAUCUAUGUGGAAACGACCGGAAAUGUGCGCAAGGAGACCUGGAUUCUGCACCAUCACAUUGCCACGGUAGAGAAGCUACCCUUAACCACCACUGGAUGCCCACUUCUUAUCCACUGCAAGAAUUUCCGUGUGGCCCACUUUGUUCUUCCUCGUGAGAGGGACUGUCAAGAGGUUUCCCAGUCCUUGCUGAAACUAUCCCAGCCAGCUAAAGAAGAAGAGCUGUAUGCAUUUCUUUACAACCCUAAACAAAAUGAAAACGACAGAAAAGCUGGGUGGAGUAUUGUGGACCUGAGUGUGGAGUUUAGAAGAAUGGGGCUGCCCAAUGACUUCUGGGAGUUGACUGAUCUCAACAAGAACUAUGGGAUCUGUAGCACGUACCCUGCAGCGCUGGCUGUUCCCAAGGUGGCAAGCAAGCCCACAAUAGUGGGAAGCUCCAAGUUCAGGAGCAGAGGACGCUUUCCCGUUCUCUCCUACUUCCACAAACUGACAAAUGCUGCAAUCUGCAGGUGCAGCCAGCCCCUGUCUGGGUUCAGUGCUCGCUGUGUGGAGGAUGAACAGAUGCUUCAGGCCAUCAGCAAGGCUAACCCCAAGAGCCCCUUCAUGUAUGUGGUGGACACCCGACCAAAGUUAAAUGCCAUGGCGAACCGUGCCGCGGGGAAGGGGUACGAAAACGAAGACCAUUAUUCCAACAUCCGCUUCCAGUUUGUGGGCAUCGAGAACAUCCACGUGAUGAGAAACAGCCUGCAGAAGCUGGUGGAAGUAUGUGCAAUGAAAUCUCCAACAAUGAGCGACUACCUGACGGGACUGGAGAAUUCAGGCUGGCUGCGCCACAUCAAAGCCGUCAUGGAUGCAGGGGUCUUCUUAGCAAAGGCCGUGGUGGAGGAGAAGGCCAGUGUGCUGGUGCACUGCUCCGAUGGCUGGGACAGGACUGCCCAGGUCUGCUCCCUGGCCAGUGUCCUCCUGGACCCCUACUACCGGACCAUCACAGGCCUGAUGGUUUUAAUAGAAAAAGAAUGGAUUUCUAUGGGUCAUAAAUUCACACAAAGGUGUGGCCAUUUAGAAGGGGACCCCAAGGAGGUGUCUCCUGUUUUCACCCAGUUCAUUGAGUGCCUCUGGCACCUGAUGGAGCAGUACCCCUGUGCUUUUGAGUUCAAUGAAAAGUACCUCAUCGAAAUCCACGACCAUGUUUACUCCUGCCAAUUUGGGAACUUCAUCGGAAACUGCCAGAAAGAGCGGGUAGAGCUGAGGCUAGAGGAGAGGACCUACUCUGUUUGGUCUUACCUUCUGGAAAAGAAGGAAGAGUUCAUAAACCCUCUGUACAAAGGCCUCUUAAAGAUUGCCAUGCUGAGACCGAACACUCUACCCUUCAACUUCAAGUUUUGGUGCACCAUGUAUAACCGUUUUGACAAGGGAAUGCAUCCAAAGCAGUCGGUUCUGGAACACCUGCUUACUCUCAUGCGACAGAAGUCAGAGGAGGAAGAAAACGUGACAGAACUUCAAAAAAAGUUGGUAGCCAUUGACAGGGUGAAUGAAGAACAUCUGUGUCAAGCCAGUGCUUCAGCCAAACAGCCCACAGAAGUGCCACCCACAUCCCACAGUUCCUCUGUCCAUGAAAGGAAAUUAAUGGCCCACUUGACCAAUGGCACUUCAGAAGACACGGGCCCUAUCACAGGCUCAGCCAAUGGGAAAGGCCAAGAUGAAUGGUCAGGCCUAGAAUCCAGCCUGACUGUUGCCAAUGGCAAAACAGUUGCCUUGGAGAUCCCCAAAACCAGCCGGAUGGUUGAAGCAGAGUCUCCUACAAGGGCCACCACAACUGUGGAGGAGUAGCUGAUAUCUGGCUUGCAUCAUCUCUGAAAACACAUGGGUCUUAUUAGGAGAUAAGAAACAACCUACAAGGAUUUCCAUCUUAAUUGAAUAAUUGCAUUAAUUUUACCAAACUAUUGGGAUGGUAAUUGCUGUGACUAGGUUGCAAGCAGGGAAUAUGCAUAAAACUUGCGGGUGAGACAGGAAAUUUCCUUAAUCAUUUGAAAGGCACUGUUUAGCUUCAUUUUGGAUCGUUGUUGUUGAAAAGUUUGCCAAUGACUCAGUCUUUUAUAGAGAAAGAGGUGCGACCUUGUGUUCAUGCUGUGAAUGUAAGUAGCCGAGGUGAAUGUUUUGUGAGGUAGUAAGGGACACAUUUUUAGCAAGAAAGCUUUGAUUUUGCGCAAGAGUUAUAUUUACAUGUGGCUAGCCAUCUAUAUAAAGGGAUUUAGGUAGCACAAACACUUAAAGGGAACACAUUCCAAAUAUAUAGGCCAGAAUCAGUUUUGAUUUGUACAUUUUUUUAUGUUUUGUGUAUUGUAGCCUGCUUUAGUUAGACUGUAAGAACAUUUUUUCCUGUAUAUUAAGAGACCUGCUCAGUCUGGAGUUGGAAAUGCAUUGUAAUUACUAUGCAUAGGCCUUUGAGCAAUAUAGCAGGUGAAUGCUAUUUGAUGAAAAAUGGACUGGAAGUUUUUAAAUCAUUAUAAUUUGAUUCAUUUCUGUAGCGAAAGUAGCAGUCCUUAACAAAUAUUAUGCAAGUAUGAUACGCUUCAUAUGUAUGUCAGUUAGGUUCUUUUGACAGUUUGCACAUAUUACAGGAGAUGCUUCCCCAUGAAUAAGUACAAGCUGAUGAUAAUUAAGGCUUACAUAAAGUGUUGUUGUGCAAAAUGAAUGAUAUGAUUGUAUUGUAAAAUAAUACCUUGAGUAUUGUGGCCAGUUCUAUUUCUAGUCAUGAGUAGCAGAAUUGGGUCUAGUCAGUAUUAUUGUUUUUUUUUUUUUGUUUUUUUGUUUGUUUUUUUCCCCAGUGUAUUACUGACUGUGCCUGGAUAACAUUUUUUUGUUUUAGGCAUUUAGCAGACAUCCUUAUCCAGAAGGAGUUACACAGAUUAUGCUCUCUAGAUAUAAUCAGUUCAUACAGCUGGAUAUUUACUGAAGCAAUUCAGAUUGAGUACCUUGCUCAAGGGUACAAUGACGGUGCCCCAUAUUGGACACACACCUACAAUCUCUGAAUUACAGUUCCGGUUUCCUAACCAUUGGACUACACUGGACUACAGUUUAGUACCACAACCUGCUGUUUCCCCUCAAACAAAAAAGUUGAACAAAUUCUUGCAGUGUGCCUCUCGCAAUACUAUAACAGUAUCUAAAGAUGCCUGCAUAGUAUGUUAAAAAAGACACUGGGAGAUUUUUAAAAAUCAUAUAUUUAUCUGUUUUUUAGGUUAAUUGCUUUUUCCUGUCAGUUUAAUUCCAUGUUAAUUCCUUGUUUUUGCACUCAAAGCAAUAUUACUUAAGACUGUAGAAAUAGACUUAAUCUCUGUGUAGUUGAGAUAUUAAAAUGAUCAAGUACACUGGAAGUUUUCAUUUCCAAUUUGGGCUAGAAAUAAAAGGUUGGAUACAGCUGCUAGAUAAUGACUUAAGCAUUACAAGACCUAUUAUUGGUGAGACAUUUUACAAAACCCUGAAAACUAUUAAUAGUGGUUUAUAUCUACUUUUUGAUGAGUGGGUAUAGCCUAUAUUUUGACGUAAUAUGGACCCAUUUUUAAAAAUUUAUUUGUUUUAUAAUAUCACAUUUUCUGACUGAAAAAGUGUGUACUAAGUCCAGGGUCAGAAAUCCAUAUUUGUUACUCUUCGAAAUUAAUUGACUGAAUCCUCUAAUUCACAAACGAAGCAACACAAUUAAUCUGUUUCCAAUAUAAAGCUUUGUAUAAAGAAUUCUUUGAAAUUUCUAUUUGGCGCUUGAUGCAAAGGAGUCAAAAGUUCAGUCAGUUUCUACAUGCAUAGAUUGGAAAAAAUAAUGGCACACAGAGUAAGCCAGUGAUUCUGUCAUGUGCCUACAGUACAAGUGCCCAAACAAAUGCCUCUCAGUAAUGACAAAAUUAAUUCUGCCUGGGUUCUGAGUUGCUCUCAUGAAUGAUGCAUGAACGUUCAUACUAGGUGAAAUAUAUAGCUAUAAAUUUUCAAAACUUAAAUUAAAGUGUCAAAGCAUUUCAGUGUGUUGCACACAGGCAUUAGUUCCUGAGAUUUGUAUGCAAUUGGGUUGUUACUGUUCAAUGUGUUAUUGACCAGGUCUUGAUGUCAGCUGAUAUGAGCCAUGUGUAUCAAAUGUAUUCAAGACAAUACCAAGAGAUUGUUGUUUCUUAAAAGGUUGCUCCAAGUUGGCUUGAAACCUUAUAUUUGGUACAAAAGACAAAAAUUCAUUCAAUUGUUUGGUUUACUUGUCUUCCAUUUUUUCAAAAGCAAUUUUUGCCAAUACAAAUAAGAUAUUUUAAAUAUUCAUUAAAAUGCCAUGUGAGGACACAAUAAUUGAUAGAAGUUCUUACCCUUUUUGACAGUAUUUGACUUUGUUUUACAUAAUUAAAGGGAAGUAUAAUUGCUUUGUUGGAAGAAAUAAUAAAAUUACUUCAGGCAGAAGGGACGUGGAGUUCUGUGAACAUAUUUCUAGUUUAUAUUAUGAAUGUUUUAUUUUUGGGAGAAUUGAUUAGUUUGUUAACAUUUCCAAAGCCUUCUAAACAUUUAUUACAACGCUUCAUUAUGUAAACUUUAAAAACUAUAAGCUUUGAAUGUUGCUACUGUAAACCAUGAUGAUGUAAAAAGGUGAGUUGUUUCAAACUGCUUUUAAAUGCAUUUGUCUCUCCUUUAAAAACACUGUACAUCUUUGCUGAUUCUGCUAUUGUGAGAGCACAAUACCAUUUGGAUGGACAUUUCUGCUUUAUUUUCUGUAGAAGUGUUUUCAUUACAUUUUUUAAUGUCAAACAAGAAACUGGGGGGAAAAUCUGUGUUGAAAUGUUGCUAAAGUGAAUGAGUAUUUUACUUUUUGUUAUAAUUUUAUUUGGAAUUUUAAAAAAUUGCAUCAGUGUAAUUUUCUCAAAUGUAAUUAUUGUGCACUCUCACAAGACUUUUGUACUGUAUUUGAUAAUGGCACUUUUUUUUUUUUUUUUCUUCUUCUUUAAAGUCCUUGAAAGAGCAUUUUUGUAAGAAAAUUCAUCUUUUCCAGAAUAAAUGUUCUCAAUAUGUAAUGUC
Molecule: messenger RNA, 5309 nt
Organism: Anguilla anguilla (European eel)
Lineage: Eukaryota; Metazoa; Chordata; Actinopteri; Anguilliformes; Anguillidae
Gene: mtmr8
Product: myotubularin related protein 8
Exons: 14
Coding region: 168-2099 (643 amino acids)
Biological process (GO): dephosphorylation; negative regulation of autophagy
Cellular component (GO): nuclear envelope
Molecular function (GO): phosphatidylinositol-3,5-bisphosphate phosphatase activity
Source: RefSeq, a predicted model, not a curated record